Magallana angulata is the source of this 1143-nucleotide messenger RNA. RefSeq names its product serine/threonine-protein phosphatase 6 regulatory ankyrin repeat subunit B-like. Gene Ontology annotation, molecular function: protein binding. The record is from RefSeq and is a predicted model, not a curated record. The coding region runs from base 29 to 661 and encodes 210 amino acids. Gene Ontology annotation, cellular component: nucleus; cytoplasm. The transcript is spliced from 2 exons. Lineage: Eukaryota; Metazoa; Mollusca; Bivalvia; Ostreida; Ostreidae.
CAGUAAGCCAUCAGAAGGAAAUCAAAAAAUGAAAACAUUGAUUUCAACCCCUUCUCUUCAACAAGCAGUUGUAACUGGAGAUAUAGCUACACUGCAGAAGUGUUUUAGAUCAAGAGUUGAUACCAAUAUGUUUGAUGAUAAUGGAGAACCACUGUUGUUUACUGCUAUUGUAAAUGGUGAUAUGGAAACUCUGGUCCUCCUAUUGAGUAAUUCUGAUGUCAAUUUGGCGAGUGAAGAUGGAAGGACAGCUCUCAUGAUUGCUGUCGAAAUGAACGAUAUGAGCAUGGUCAAAAAACUAAUUAAAUCAGGUGCUCGGGUAGACAGCAAGGACAAUUCUGGCAAAACACCAUUGUUGUUAGCACUAGAGAAUGGAAAAUUCAACAUUGCAGAAUACUUGAUCAAACAUGGAAGCGACGUGAAUGAAGUCGACCAUCUUGGCCAGUCUGCUCUUUUUUUCGUGGCAAACGCUGAUUGUUCUGGGUCUUCGAAAAUCGUAAAAACCCUUAUCUGUUGUGGAUACGUAUUGAAGGAUUGUGACAGUUGGUUGUGCCCUGACAACUUUACAGACAACAAAACGAAGGAGUCAAAAUACAGAAAUUUGAUUCAUAAACUGAAGCUAUCAUUUAAAACCAUGUCAAAUUCCAAAAACAUGAUUCUAUGAAAAUUCUAGAAUUAGUCUGUGCCUGUGCAGACUUGUACAUGAAAGCAACAUUCUGCUGAAUGACGUUAGUAUAUCUGCCGAGCUUGGGCUUUGCUGCAUUAUAUUGAGUUAACGGUGAAUCGUGCCACAUCCCUACUAGGACAGAAAAGAUCCAACUGGAAUUUAAUGCGCACGUAAGCAUAACCAAACAUGCUCAAUGUGAAUAGAAAAAUAGAGGAUCGAUUUAAAACUUGUUACAGACAAACUGACUCUAGAUAUGCUACUGUACGAAGCCUUCUUUUCCUUGUCCUGCAAUAGCUUUAGCACAAGGAUAGGAUAAAAUUCAUGCGGAAGAUCUUCAUUACAGCAGUGCAUGUUUUGGAAUUUGUCAAGACAUGCUUAAAAACAAUGGGUGAAUAGUUAAUUCAUGAUUUCGAUAAAAGCUGUCAGUUCUUUAUUUCAACGUGUUUAAAGAUGUCAACAAUAUAAAGAAAUUAAAAUGA